UCUUGACUUUUUUUCUAGCAUGUAGAAAAAUCUCAUGAGUGAAAGCAAAAUGGUUGUGAGAAAGAAAAAUAAAAGAAGAAAAUGAGAAAGAGCUUGCUUGGGUAAAUGAAAUUCUCAUGAGAAGAACAAAUCCCAUUUCAGAUAUUUACAUUUUCACCUCUUGAGAUCACAAACAUAGAAGAAAAAAAAGAGAGGUUUCUGCGACUUAAAACGACGUCGUUUCGAAGUACUUUGCCUUUGAUUGAUAUAAGCGAUGGCUGAACGCGAAAGAAACCAUUGCAAUGCGACGAGCAUGGUUUGGAAUUAAGAGGUAUCACCUGAAUCUGGAAAGAAGAUUUCCAAACAAUUUAUGAUUCAAGAGUGCUGAUAUGAGACUUGAAUCAGGGACUUGUAACGUGUGCUCAGCUCCUUGUUCAUCUUGCAUGCAUAUUAAUCAAGCUCUUAUGGGGUCAAAGGCAGAAGAAUACUCUGAUGAAAACUGUCACUUAGAGGAGGAUAAUCAGUAUUCUGAAGACAAGGGUGAUGAAUCUUGUGUUAGGGGCAGAGCUUGUGAAAGAUUGAAGCAUUCUGCCAGUGAAACCAGUAACAUGCCCAGUGUUUUGUCCGGUCAAGAUUCUCUAUCUGCAAAUAUUGAGACUAAACAGCCCUUUUCAGAUCAGUGUCAGGACUCUAAGAGUUCAGAAGGUCUUGAUGAUAGCAUAUAUUCUAUCAGUAGAGCCAGUAAUGCUAAUUUAGUGAGUUGUAGUAAUCAAAUAAAUUCAGACAAAAUAAAUUUACCUUGUAGUUCAGCUUCAAUUAGUCCCUCCGAGGCUCAAGGAUCUGGAAUUGGGCAAUCGGUUGACGUGUCUGGUUUGUCUGAGAUUCCCUCCUCUAAAUAUGCAGACGUUCCAGAAAAUUUGUCAGAGUGCUGUAUGGAAAAUGUUGAUUCAUCAUUGACCAAAGAGAGAGAACCUAUUACUGUUUCUGAUGAAAAAUCUCUUCCAGAUAAGAAUGACCUUCUUAGUGGUACUGCCGAAAUGUCAGAAAAAAGUUAUCCAAAGUCAGAAGCAGAUGCUGAAAAUGAUGUUAGUGAUGCUAAAGAUGGGGAUCAUAAAUAUUCAGCCCAUGAUGGACUGCAUGAGAAGGCUGAGGAGCUGGUUAAAUCACUUGGGAUUCCUGUACUUCAACCAGAAGAUGAGAGUGAUGAAUCAGAUGUUGUUGAGCAUGAUGUAAAAGUAUGUGACAUUUGUGGAGAUUCUGGUCGUGACCAUCUACUUGCCAUAUGUAGUAGGUGCAGUGAUGGUGCAGAGCACACCUACUGCAUGCGGGAAAUGCUUGAAAAGGUUCCAGAAGGGGAUUGGUUUUGUGAGGAAUGUCAAAAUGCAGAGGAGACUGCCAACCAAAGAUUGGAUGUUAAAGGAAGUAAAAGUAAUAAAGUUGGUUCCACUUCUCAAAUUGCUGGCAAAAGGCCUUCUGAAGGCAUGGAAGCAGCUCCAGCAGCAAAGAGGCGAGUCCUCGGAUCAAGCAAGGGAUCACCAAAGGCAUCAAGCCCCAGGAUAUUAGUUCCACUGUCUCGGGAGUCUUCAUUCAAGAGCUUAGAUAAUGGAAAGGCGAAACCUGGUCAAUCAAUCCCCAUUCGUAAUCACCUUCGUAGUGAUGACAUAGAACAAACUUGUUCUCUUUCUGCUGCCCCUCGGAGUUAUACUUCAAGGACUAUGGGUACCUUGUUGAAGUCUAGUUCAUUCAACAGCAACAAUUCCAAAUCGAGAGUCAAACACGAUGAUGAUGUUCCUCAAAAGCAGAAAGGGGGUGGUGAACACACUUCAAAGAAUAUGGAAACACCUAGUGCGACAAUAGGAAAAUCAACGUCAUUCAAAUCGUCAAAUUUGGGUCGUGCUGCUGAGUCAAAAGUCAAAAUGCUUUCUUCCAAGUCUGUAACUACUCAGGAUUUGAAAGGAUCAAGACAUGCAAAAGAAUCUGGUGUAUUUGACAGGAGAUCUCUAUCUAGGAUCGAUCGACCUGCCAUUUGUUCAACCAUGGCUAGUUCUAUCGUUUCCUCAUCUAAGGGUGAUCAGAAGCUUACACCUCGUGGUGAAAUUGCUAAACCUUCAGCAAUUAACUGCAAUCGGGAGUUUAAAGGUAACCAAGAUGGAAAGUCAAGUUCACUAUCAAAGCCUGUGACUAAUAUAAGCAACAAAAAUUCGGAACCUAAAGUUAUUUCAGAGAGAACGUCAACCAGUUUGCAUGAAACACAACAGGAUUGGCUCCCUCGACCACGGGAGACUGCAAAUCAGGUUGACAAAACAAAAGACAGUUUUACUCAUCGUGUGAGGUCAAGUACUAAUGCUUCAAAAUGUCCUAUCUGUCAUAAAUGUAAAGAUUUUGGCCAUGCUACAGAAUGUUGCACAAUAGGCAGUACACAGGAAUUUGGUGCUGAAGGAUCAGUCACUGCUGCUAGUAGUUCAAAAGAGAUGCAUAAAGGUAAUAAGUUGAAAUCUGCAAUUCAGGUAGCUUUGCUUAGAAGGCCUGAAAUACACAAGAAGAAAGAUGUACAUGAUCAAACUGAUCAGUUUCCUACACUACCCACAGUCUUGAAGUGUAAACUCAGUUCUCAAGACCAAAUGUUGGUAUCUAAUACACUGAAAAAUUGUAUUUAUGAUGAAGAAACCAAUGCGAGACAGGAAAUCCUUGAGAAUUCGACUACAUCUGAGACGUCCAAAUGUUUGUCUGCCAAUGAUUCAAAGCAACUUAAAAUUGAUUUCUGCUCUCAACUGAAAAAUUCAGAUUCUUUUAGUCCUGGUUCUGAAAAGCCUGCGGCGAGGGACUUGCCCAAUCAUGCUUUGGAAAUCUCAAGGGUUGCUUCAAUAAUGUCAGCCGUUCCAGAAUACAAAUACAUCUGGCAGGGUGUCUUUGAAGUGCAUAGAAGUGGAAAGCCUCAUAACCUUUAUAACGGAAUACAAGCACAUUUAUCCUCAUGCGCUUCCCCCAAGGUUCUUGAUGUAGUGAACAAGUUUUUACCUGAAAUUUCCCUGCAUGAAGUUUCCCGCUUGAGCACAUGGCCUUCGCAUUUUCAUCAAGCUGGUGCUAAAGAAGAUAAUAUUGGUCUUUACUUCUUUGCCAAAGACAUUGAAAGUUACGAGAGACACUACAAGGGUCUAUUGGAUCACAUGAUUAGAAAUGAUUUAGCACUCAAAGGGUUUUUUGAUGGUGUUGAACUUCUCAUAUUCGCUUCCAAUCAGCUUCCUGAAAAUUCUCAACGUUGGAAUAUGUUGUUUUUCUUAUGGGGCAUAUUUAGAGGGAGGAGGGGUAGUCAUUCAGAUUCUGCCAAAAAUAUUGUUUUUCCAAGUUUGAAUGUGAUGCCAAAUGAGAAGGAUUUUCCAACUGCUGUCAUGACCUUGUCUGAUACUCGCUGUUCACCUGUGCGCAUCGAUAAAGAAUUAAUAGCUUGUCGUCAAGCUUGCAGUGAACUUCCAUCCACUUCCAUUGACCAAGGUCAUAUGAUGCUAAGUAGGGACUUUGACAUAAAAGAAACUAUUUUGGACCAGACACAUUUGGGUUCACAAAUAAACCUCGUGAGGCUAGAUAGCAGAAUCAACACCAAAUCUUCGUCAAGGAUUUCCACAAGCAGUAUACAACCAUGUCGAGAAAUGAGUUCCACUGGUUCGUCCCAGAAAGAGAAAGGUAGUUUGUCAGAGCAUAGACCACAUCGAGAGUCUAAAUCUCCUGAAGAGGUGGGAACAAAUGUAAGUGAUACGAUUGUUGAAGCAAAAGCUAAUUAUGGUAUUUCUGUCAAGCAAGAGAACUGCUUGUUUUCAAGGAUUCCUUAUAAUGGCAAUCAAGAGAUAGUCACUGCAAACAAAGCCAGUAAAGAGAAAACAAACAAUGACAAAAAUCAACGAAGGCCUAAAAGGAAACAGAUAGAAGAUGAUCUCAAUAUUAAUGUGGAAGCAACAUUUCAGGGAGACCUGACCAUAGGAGGGAUCAAUUGUCAGCUACCUAAUGUUAAAAAAUUUGAGCAUAACAACCUUUCUGAUACAGUUAUGGGGCCUUCUGCAGUUAGUUGUCAGAAAAUGCCUUGGAAUAAGGUAAAUGGAAAAUUCGAAGAUACCAAAAGUUCUAGCAAGCUGCAGUCAGAUCUCGGUGCAAUUUAUGGAUGUUACGAUUCUGUAGCUAAGGACUCUUUUAAUGGAAGUUCUGCGUCACUUGUAAAUGAUUUUGGUUCCCAUUCUUCAGUUGAGGACAAAGGAAGCAAAGAAGCUUGUGAUGAGAAAAUCAUCCACGAGGACCCUGGAACGAUGGAAAGAACCUUCUUCCCUAUGGAUACACAUAAUACAAAUGACUCGCGAUUGGUGAUGAAUAGUAUGUCACUGAAAGGGCAUCAUGAGUGUGGGGACCAAUUUCAAGUUGGGAUUCCGAGUCUCGAGCUUGCAUUGGGGAGUGAAAUGAAACAGUCACAAAAGGGUAUGCUUCCUUUCUUUCCAGAUUCUUUGGAAGCUGAGAAAGGGGAUGACAGUGUUGCUCUUCCAAUUGCUGACUCUAAAACAAUUUAUCAGUAUCUACUCAACUGUUUUGGGAAGCUUAGAAUCCACCGUGAAUAA
Messenger RNA from Cicer arietinum (chickpea), 4577 nucleotides. RefSeq names its product ASI1-immunoprecipitated protein 2-like. Gene Ontology annotation, biological process: negative regulation of transcription elongation by RNA polymerase II. Gene Ontology annotation, molecular function: histone reader activity. Lineage: Eukaryota; Viridiplantae; Streptophyta; Magnoliopsida; Fabales; Fabaceae. The record is from RefSeq and is a predicted model, not a curated record.